ACACAUCAUCCGUCUUUCAGCAGACACAUACCCAUCAAUCCCAGACUGAGGAAGAGAGGCCAUCAUGUCUUCUCUGAGCAACUUGCCAGGGGUUAAGUCACUGCUGCUGUUGCUGGUUCUGGUGGUCAUGAUGAAGACAGGACUCUCAAUGCCAAAGAGGUCGGGCUGCCCCAAAGAUGAAGGGAAUGGCUCUUAUCAGAAUGUGAAGAUUAACAUGAAUAUCAAUAACCGAAACCAAGGCUCAAAGAUGUCCCCCGAUUAUAAGAACCGCUCCACCUCUCCUUGGGAUGUGUUUCCUAAUGAGGAUGCCAACAGACUGCCCCGCACAAUCUGGGAGGCUAGGUGCCGUCACUCAGGCUGCAUCAAUGCUGAGGGAAAAGUGGACCACCACAUGAACUCCGUCGAGAUCCAGCAGGAGAUUUUCGUCCUCCGCAGAGAGUUCCCAAACUGCUCCACUUCCUUCAAACUGGAGAAGAUGCUGGUGACUGUGGGUUGCACUUGUGUCACCCCACGUACAGUGUCCUGAAAGCUGAGGGUCAGCUCAUUGGGGGAUGCCUCAGAGGCAACAAGGCAUCCUCACACAGCUUCCAGCAACAGACACCUCCCUUUAGCCAUACACAAACCCUCAGGAUGCAAUCCCAUUUCAGACCAAAUUCUAUCUAGAAUCUGAUCUAGCUUCAAACUUUUCUUCAGGCAUAAGGACCAGCUGUCUCUAUGACUUUAAAUUGUGAGCACAUGUUGGCUUUUAAUUUGAUUUUUUGGAUUUUUUUAAAAUUUGGUUACGUAUCCUUAGACCAUUGAGAGCAGGUGUCAAUUUGCUGAGAGUGCUUAUUAUUUUUUUUAAUAUUUCUUGCCCUAAAAAUCAGUGACUAGGUGUAUGAUAUUUUUUAUUAUUUAAAAAGGUAAAACUUAUAUUUAUAUGAAUUAUUUAUGGAUCUAUUUAUAUUGCCUUAGUUUACAGAGAGAAAUCAAAUAAUUUGAUCCUUAGAUUCACUAAGGGAAGCCUAUCUUCUGGUUCAAAAUCUGUGACUGGACUAGCUGACCUAUGAAGUCACUUCCAGCUCUCAGUCUGAUCCUAGCAUCCUAUAAU
Messenger RNA from Trichosurus vulpecula (common brushtail), 1090 nucleotides. RefSeq names its product interleukin 17A (gene IL17A). Bases 65 to 526 code for a protein of 153 amino acids. Gene Ontology annotation, cellular component: extracellular region. NCBI's taxonomy places the organism in Eukaryota, Metazoa, Chordata, Mammalia, Diprotodontia, Phalangeridae. The record is from RefSeq and is a predicted model, not a curated record. Gene Ontology annotation, molecular function: cytokine activity. The transcript is spliced from 3 exons. Gene Ontology annotation, biological process: inflammatory response.